UUACCCCCGUAUUGGUUCAGGAUACCUGCGUGAACCUUCGUGAGUUAAUUCUCUCAAGACAACGACAGUCCCAGGCCACCAAGGAUCUAGAGUUCAUCCCGACAAUUCUCAGGAAGUUUAAGGAUUCUCUUCGUGUGUUUAUUCUGGACAGUAGGGAUAGACCGUUUAGUAGCAAAGUUUCUAAGGAUAUACAGAAGGCGUUGUCUGACUGUGAGAAGCUAGAAUGUUUAAAACUAGAAUCUGAAGAGAGUCCCUUUAUUCAUUGGUGUAAUUCUAGAUAUCGUGUCAAAACUAAGAAGUUGCUGAUGACACUGCGGAGAAGUUCAGAUUAUAAAACCAUCAUUCGAAAUAUCAACAGAUGCUUUAUUAGUGAUGUCGAGAUUGAGUUGUUUUUUGAUACAUACGUUGAUAUCGACAACCACAAACAUGCCUUUUUCAGUCAGGGUCAUAAUAUGGGAGGCGGAGAGAAUACUGUUUCUCAUGCAACUAGAGCAUUCGAGGCGGAGGAAGCUAACGGAACAUUCUAUAAAGGAAUGGCGGAGUUCGGACCCAAGGUUCGCCGUUUAUCGGCGGACACGGAUAUCCGGCCUGAAUACUUCCAGUACCUGUUCCCAAAUAUUGAAAGUUUAGAGAUGUUUGCUCGAGCUAGUCGGAGGGUUCCUCUUGAUCCAAGGUUCUCUCCAAACUCCUGGUCUAAGCUGACCAACUUCGCCCUGGAGGUUGACCCAGGGUUUGCUGCUCUCACUGUAGACAAUCUUAUUGUUAAUAUGUUGGGGGAUGUAUUCCAGUAUGGACCAAAUGUUACAAACCUGAAGGUUCUAGCUUCCCAAUCUGGGUUGAAGGUAUCGGAACACAGUCUGAUGUUAAAGCUCCGUGAGUUGAGAUGUAACCUUGAGUCUCUGAAAACCAUUGAGUUCCUAUCUCCUUACUGUAUCAGCAACAGUGGAUUAACAGCAAAGUUGGCGGAUUUCUUCAUCCAGAACUGUCCCCGACUAGAGAAACUCCGUGACGUUGCAAGUUGGGAGGGUCGGGAGGAAAGCUGGAAGGAGGUGGCGGAGAGGGCGGAGAAGGUUGGACUCACAACAGGCUGGGCCAGUAAAACAAACCGAUCCAUGCUCUAUACAAUAGAUUACGAUGCCGUAGGAUGGUUUCAGAUGGAUACGGGACAUCAGUUUGAGCUUUACAACAACCUGAACGAUGACUGGGAGGUGAUCGCGAACGAGAACGACAUGGAGGAGUUCGUAGAGCUAUAACUCCGUUGUGAUUCAGAUUAUUGGCUGCUAUUAAAGUGAUACAUUUUCAUGAGUAUACUCACUGCUCAGUAAUAAUUGGAGGAUUUCAUACCGUUCAACAUUGUACUUGAGUUGAGUUUUGUCAGCGCACAAAAUCCAACUUAGCCAGAUAUACAUUCAUUUUUGUGUUAUUUUUUUUAUAAAUUUUGAGCAAAGUAUUGCUCUUUAUGCUGUGAUGCUAGUCUAUAAAUUGUUUAUUUCAGAAA
This is a messenger RNA of Eurytemora carolleeae, 1498 nucleotides long. RefSeq lists its product as uncharacterized. Bases 306 to 1253 code for a protein of 315 amino acids. The record is from RefSeq and is a predicted model, not a curated record. NCBI's taxonomy places the organism in Eukaryota, Metazoa, Arthropoda, Copepoda, Calanoida, Temoridae. The transcript is spliced from 9 exons.